AUGUCAACUUCAAAUAUAAAACAUUUAGUUAAUAUUGCGUCAUUAUCAAAUGAUGAAUUCAUUUCAUUGAUUAAUAAUGCGCAACAUUUUAAAACAAUAUAUAAAUCAGGAAAUAUAUCUAAGAUUAAAUCCAAUCAUGAGAAAUUAUUAGGCAAAACUAUAGCAUUGUUAUUUUCUAAGAGAUCGACUAGAACAAGAAUAAGUAGUGAGGGUGCUAGUGCUUUUUUUGGUGCUCAACCCAUGUUUUUAGGAAAAGAUGAUAUUCAAUUAGGUGUAAAUGAAUCAAUGUAUGAUACCACAAAAGUAAUAUCAUCUAUGGUUUCAUGUAUAUUUGCUCGAGUUAACAAGCAUCAAGAUAUUUUGGAUUUAGCUAAAGAUUCAUCGGCACCUAUUAUAAAUUCAUUAUGUGAUAAAUAUCAUCCACUUCAAGCUAUAACUGAUAUAAUGACAAUUAAAGAAUCUUUCGGAUAUACCAAGGGUUUAAAAUUAGCUUGGAUUGGUGAUGCAAAUAAUGUGAUUAAUGAUUUGGCCAUUGCUGCUUUAAAAAGUGGUAUUAAUGUAAGUAUAGCAAUUCCAGAAUCUGUUAAAUUUGACAGUGAUGUUGAAUCAGAUGCUGUUAAAUUGGCUAAUGAAACAGGUGUUAAAUUUGAAAUUCUUAAUGAUCCCAUUGAGGCAUUAAAUAAUGCUAAUGUUUUAGUCACUGAUACUUGGGUAUCAAUGGGUGAUGAAUCUAAAAAAAUUGAAAAAUUGAAACAAUUUAAUGGUUUUCAAAUUACAAAAGAAUUAAUUGAAAAAGGUAAAGUUAAUGAAAAUUGGAAGUUUAUGCAUUGUUUACCUAGACAUCCUGAAGAAGUGGAUGAUAUUGUAUUUUACAGUCCCAAUUCGGUUGUUUUUCAAGAAGCUGAAAAUAGAUUAUAUGCUGCAAUUGCUGUGAUAAAUGGAUUUGUUAUAAAUAAAGGUGACUUAUUAAAGUAA
Molecule: messenger RNA, 975 nt
Organism: Insectozyma verbasci
Lineage: Eukaryota; Fungi; Ascomycota; Pichiomycetes; Serinales; Debaryomycetaceae
Source: the annotation of a GenBank genome assembly